AUGUUUGUCCAACUUAACAUGCUGCUUCCUGUCGAUCAGGAGGUCUGUGAUCCACCUGCAGGUGGAGUCAAACAUGCUCACCUGGGAGAGCUUGUCCUGCAGCAGGGCCGGGAUGAGGGUGCUGAAAGGAUGAAACGGAGAAGAAGAGAUGGACUCAAACGUCACCACUGUCAGCACUGUGACAAAUCCUUCACAACAUCUGGAUCUUUAAAGAUUCAUCAGAGAGUUCACACUGGAGAGAAACCGUACAGCUGUGACCAGUGUGGGAAAGCUUUCACUAAAUCAGGUAACCUAAAAGUCCACCAACAAAUUCACACUGGAGAGAAACCAUACAGCUGUGACCAGUGUGGGAAAGCUUUCACUCAAUCAUCUAAACUAAAAAUCCAUGAACGUGUUCACACUGGAGAGAAACCGUACAGCUGUGACCAGUGUGGGAAAGCUUUCACUCAAUCAUCUAAACUAAAAAUCCAUGAACGUGUUCACACUGGAGAGAAACCGUACAGCUGUGACCAGUGUGGGAAAGCUUUCACUCAAUCAUCUAAACUAAAAAUCCAUGAACGUGUUCACACUGGAGAGAAACCGUACAGCUGUGACCAGUGUGGGAAAGCUUUCACUCAAUCAUCUAAACUAAAAAUCCAUGAACGUGUUCACACUGGAGAGAAACCGUACAGCUGUGACCAGUGUGGGAAAGCUUUCACUCAAUCAUCUAAACUAAAAAUCCAUGAACGUGUUCACACUGGAGAGAAACCGUACAGCUGUGACCAGUGUGGGAAAGCUUUCACUCAAUCAUCUAAACUAAAAAUCCAUGAACGUGUUCACACUGGAGAGAAACCGUACAGCUGUGACCAGUGUGGGAAAGCUUUCACUCAAUCAUCUAAACUAAAAAUCCAUGAACGUGUUCACACUGGAGAGAAACCGUACAGCUGUGACCAGUGUGGGAAAGCUUUCACUCAAUCAUCUAAACUAAAAAUCCAUGAACGUGUUCACACUGGAGAGAAACCGUACAGCUGUGACCAGUGUGGGAAAGCUUUCACUCAAUCAUCUAAACUAAAAAUCCAUGAACGUGUUCACACUGGAGAGAAACCGUACAGCUGUGACCAGUGUGGGAAAGCUUUCACUCAAUCAUCUAAACUAAAAAUCCAUGAACGUGUUCACACUGGAGAGAAACCGUACAGCUGUGACCAGUGUGGGAAAGCUUUCACUCAAUCAUCUAAACUAAAAAUCCAUGAACGUGUUCACACUGGAGAGAAACCGUACAGCUGUGACCAGUGUGGGAAGGCGUUCAUUACAUUAGGUGAACUAAAAAUCCACCUACGUGUUCACACUGGAGAGAAACCGUACAGCUGUGACCAGUGUGGGAAGGCGUUCAUUACAUUAUGUCACCUACAAACUCACAGACGUGUUCACACUGGAGAGAAACCGUACUGGUGUGAACAAUGUGGUAAAUUGUUUUCUCAGAGUAGUCACCUUAAAGUCCACCAUCGCAGUCACGCGUUGCUUCGCUGUGAACAUUUUUCAGAGCCAAGCUAGCUGUUUCCUCCUGCCUCCUCCUCAUGUCCUGAUAGCUGUGUUGUUAUAUUCUGAGCUUCUCUACAAACUGAGGGAGAGACAACAUUAACUUUAUAUUCUGAGCAGCAUGUAUCGUGGCUGCGACUACAUACUGUCCUGCUCCUCCUCUCCACAAAAUCCUGUUGUCGGAGCACACAAUGAGGCCACGCCUCCCACCCUCUCCCACUCUGGAAGAAGUGGGUCAGAGCCAGGCUAGCUGUUUCUACUGAGUCACUCUGUUUUAUUGAUUGCUGAUCCACUUGGAUUUUUAUUUUCAUUGCUGAAAAGUCCACGAUGAUUUCAUCAAAACACCUGUUUUGUCCAGAACUUCAAUCCUGGAUAGAUCAGGCAAAGUUUUAUUUAUUUACUUAUUAGUAUUUUAUUGUGUUUACUGUAUUCAGUAAUAAUAUAAGUAUAAGUAUAAUAAGUAUUAAUGUAUUGUGUUUAUUGUUGUUUACACUUUAUUGUGUCAAUACAUUGAAACAUUUCCUGUUUUUUAAUAGUCUACACAGUUUUAGACCUUUGUAGUUUUUGUUAAGUAUAGUAUAGUAAACAUGUAUGAUUGUAUUUCCUGAAAGAGAGAACUUUAUUGAUCUGAACUCAAGACAGCCGAAUGUCUGAAAAUAAAUUUUAAAUAGUACAUGUUGGAUCAGGCGUCCAUUUGAGGCGGCUGUGACUUAGAGGUGGAGCGGGUCGUCCACCAAUCCGAAGAUUGGCUAUCGAUCCCCGGCUCAAGAAUUCAGUGUCUUGCCCAAGUGUGUGCUGAAUUUGGCCGUUUCACUGCAGGCCUGUUAAAAUGGGUAAAUAGUUUAUAAACGUGCAGAUAGUGUCUCUGAAUACUCUGGAUACGUACGAUAUAUCAAAAAAUGUGGGUUCUGUUUCCUUGUUAAAUGUUUUCCAAAACUUUACUAUUGAUCUGUUUAUUGUGAUUAAUAAUUACAUUAAGUUAUACUCUGUCCCCUUUAACUUUAUCGUCUGUUACAUACUUGGUGAUUUUAAUGUUUGUGUAACAUUGAUUCUGUACAUGGUUUAAUUGAUGACAAGAAUAAAAACAUAGAGAGAGAAUUUUA
This is a messenger RNA of Micropterus dolomieu (smallmouth bass), 2618 nucleotides long. RefSeq names its product zinc finger protein 665-like. The transcript has 3 exons. The coding region runs from base 1 to 1530 and encodes 509 amino acids. Gene Ontology annotation, molecular function: DNA-binding transcription factor activity, RNA polymerase II-specific; RNA polymerase II cis-regulatory region sequence-specific DNA binding. NCBI's taxonomy places the organism in Eukaryota, Metazoa, Chordata, Actinopteri, Centrarchiformes, Centrarchidae. Gene Ontology annotation, biological process: regulation of transcription by RNA polymerase II. Gene Ontology annotation, cellular component: nucleus. The record is from RefSeq and is a predicted model, not a curated record.